Molecule: messenger RNA, 780 nt
Organism: Lodderomyces orthopsilosis Co 90-125
Lineage: Eukaryota; Fungi; Ascomycota; Pichiomycetes; Serinales; Debaryomycetaceae
Exons: 1
Coding region: 1-780 (259 amino acids)
Biological process (GO): maturation of 5.8S rRNA; regulation of gene expression
Cellular component (GO): nucleolus; exosome (RNase complex)
Molecular function (GO): DNA binding; RNA binding
Source: RefSeq, a predicted model, not a curated record
AUGAGAUCACAAAAAAUCUGCAAAAAAAAUUCAAUGAGCAUUAAACAACUACUCCCACCAUUAUUCAACCACAUAAACUUACACAUCAUAAUGGAUAACUUAGGCAACAUCGAACUAUACCUUAAAUCCCUCGACCAAUCAAUUCUCCAAUAUGAACCAACUCUUGAGCCACUCCUAUCACGAACUCUCGAUGAACAUCUAGCACAACAAUCAACAGCGCAAGACAAGAUCAAAUUCCUUAAUAAUUUCCAAUACGUACUAAUAUCAACGAUAUAUUCAUAUUUGAAAACCAUCGGAAUUGAUACCGAGGUCCACCCUAUCAAGAAGGAAUUAGCUAGAGUGAAGAGUUAUAUGAUGAGAGCGAAGAAUAUGGAAAAUAACAAAAAUGAUGAGCAGAAUGUAGUGGAGAAGGAAAAGACAAAGGAGUUUUUAACUCGCACGUUAGGAGUCAAGAAUGGCGAUGCAAGCACGGUGAAGGAUGUUGGACCUGCUAUAAGUUCGCAGAAUUUCCAAGGUACUCAUACGAGAUUUGAAGAAGAAGAAGAAGAAGAAGAAGAUGAUGAUGAUGAUGAAAAAAGUGAUCGAAAAGCGAAAUCGGAAUCACUGAAAGAAGCAGUACUGAAGACACCAAUCGAGAGUGUGAAGAGAGGUAAGCUAAAGAAAAAAGAUAAGCUGUCGAAACAAAAGGAUAAAUCAAUGUCCAAGAAUAAAGUAACCAAAGUCAAACACGGGUAUUUACCACCUAGAUCUGAUAAACUAAAGAAAUCAAAGAAUAAGUAG